AUGCCAGACCCAGGAAGCUUUGUCAUUCCCUGCACCAUUGGAGAAGUCGGCAUUCAGAGAGCUUUAUGUGAUCUUGGAGCUAGCAUCAACCUCAUGUCACUUUCAGUGAUGAAAAAGCUUCAAAUUGAGGACUUAAAAUCUACUCGUAUUUCUUUUCAACUUGCUGAUCUUUCUAUUAAAUUACUUGUGGGUGUGGUUGAAGAUUUACUUGUUAAAGUAGGACCAUUUAUCUUCCCUGUUGACUUUGUUAUAUUAGACAUGGAAGAGGAGGUAAAACCCUCUAUUAUACUUUGUAGACCUUUUUUAGCUACAGGUAGAGCUCUGAUUGAUGUGAAAAAGGGUGAAUUAACCCUAAGGGUCAAUGAAGAACAGGUGGUCCUGAAUGUUUUUGAAGCUCUCAAGCACCCUAAUGAUUCUGAGGGGUGCAUGAAAAUAGAUGUUAUCGAACCACUUGUUCAAGAAGUACUGGAAUCUGAGGUACUUGAUGAUGUUCUGGAUCCUAUUUUUGAGUAUGAAUUAGUUGAAGUUGAUGAUUUACCACCCCAAAAGAAGUUGAUGAACACGCCAAGCAAGGAGGAGGAAGCCCCCAAGCUUGAGCUCAUACCCUUACCUCCUUCCCUGAAAUAUGUGUUCUUGGGUGGAAAUGAUUCAUAUCCAGUGAUUAUUAGCUCUUCUCUGAAACCUAAAGAAGAAGAGGCGCUUGUUUCAGUGCUCAAGAGUCAUAAAACAGCUCUUGGGUGGACCAUUAGUGACUUGAAGGGGAUUAGUCCAACUAAGUGUAUGCACAAGAUUCUUCUUGAAGAUGAUGCCAAACCAGUUGUGCAACCACAAAGGAGACUCAAUCCAACUAUGAAAGAGGUGGUCCAAAAAGAGGUAAUGAAACUAUGGGAAGCAGAAGGCAUUGUUCUUGGACACCGAAUUUCAAGUAAGGGGAUUGAGGUUGAUAGAGCAAAGGUGGAGAAUUACACAACUACAGAAAAGGAAUUAUUAGCUGUUGUAUAUGCUGUUGAUAAGUUUAGGUCCUAUUUACUUGGUUCUAAGGUUAUUGUUUAUACUGACCAUGCUGUAUUGAAGUACCUUUUAACCAAACAGGAUUCUAAACCCAGAUUAAUCAGAUGGGUGUUACUCCUUCAGGAGUUUGAUAUUGAGAUAAAAGACAGGAAAGGGUCAGAAAAUCAAGCAGCUGACCAUCUUUCUAGAAUUGAGCCUGAAGUAGGAGAACAACCACCCACAGCUGUGACUGAGACGUUUCCAGAUGAACAAUUGUUCCUCAUUCAGCAGGCACCAUGCUUUGCAGACAUUGCAAAUUACAAAGCCAUGAAUUUUAUCCCAAGGGAGUACAGUAGGCAACAAGUGAAGAAGCUAUUGACUGAUGCAAAGUACUACAUUUGGGAAGAACCAUACCUGUUCAAAAGGUGCUCAAAUGGAAUAAUCUGGAGAUGUAUCCCAGAUGAGGAAAAGCAGCAGAUUCUUUGGCACUGUCAUGGGUCUGAUUUUGGAGGCCACUUUGGUGGUGAGAGGACAGCUACAAAAGUCCCUCAGAGCGGGUUUUACUGGCCGACUCUCUUCAGGGACUCAAGAGCAUUUGUAAAGCACUGUGGCAGAUGUGAAAAAGUUGCAAAUCUCCCUGCCAACCAUAAAAUGCCACAGCAGGGACUUCUUGAGGUUGAGUUGUUUGAUGUGUGGGCUAUGGCUUUGCCCACCAAUGAUGCCAAGGUGGUAAUGAGCUUUCUUCAGAGAUAUGGAGUCCGUCAUAAAGUGGCAACCCUCUAUCACCAUCAGACAAGUGGACAGGUUGAAGUUUCCAACAGGGAGCUUAAGAGGAUUCUGGAGAAGACCGUCAUUGUUUUAAGAAAGGACUGGUCUAGGAAGCUUGAUGAUGCUCUCUGGGCAUACUGGACAGCAUACAAGACUCCAAUUGGCAUAUAUUCAGCCUAUGAGAAUGCCAAGCUCUAUAAGAAGAUUGCCAUCAGAGUCUUUGAGCCAGGACAAAGGGUGCUUCUGUAUAAUUUAAGGCUCAAAUUCUUUCUCGGGAAGCUGAAAUCCUGGUGGUCAGAACCGUUUAUGGUUACCAGAGCCUCACCAUAUGGUCAUGUGGAAAUACAGGAAGAAAAUUUUGACAGGAAAUUUACCGUGAAUGGCCAGAGGUUGAAGCACUAUCUUGGAUGCGAGAUUGUCCACCAGAGGUCCACUCAUCUACUGAACUAA
Molecule: messenger RNA, 2208 nt
Organism: Arachis stenosperma
Lineage: Eukaryota; Viridiplantae; Streptophyta; Magnoliopsida; Fabales; Fabaceae
Exons: 6
Coding region: 1-2208 (735 amino acids)
Molecular function (GO): nucleic acid binding
Source: RefSeq, a predicted model, not a curated record